AUGAACGACUACACGCUUCUCAUCCCUGGAUUGGGUUCCACGGAGACGGCUAUAGAAUCGAUCAGAGAUAUGCUACGGGAGAAGUGCACAGGAAUGAUCGAGGUCUUUGACUACGACUCGAGAGGCCUGUCAAACACUCCGGUUAUUCAGCUGGACGAUGGGAAGAGCCAAGCAUACAUCGGACCACUGAGGAAGAACGUGGUGGAUGCCGAGAAGAAGGUAGAUUUCGAUGGACAGAGCGUUUCGGUGCCACUGGAUGUGUUUGGCGUGGGCAGAGACCAACUGACCGCGUUCGGGGUCUCGGCGGAGAAGCAGAACCAGAUGUUCCAGAAGUGGAGAACACUGCCUAAGAAUCAGCAAGAGGCUUACACUCAAAGCUGGGACUCCCUGGACAAGAACGAUUCUACCGCUCUGCAGGGGUUCCUUCAAGGGAUGAUAGAUGCUCUCUCCUAA
Molecule: messenger RNA, 453 nt
Organism: Klebsormidium nitens
Lineage: Eukaryota; Viridiplantae; Streptophyta; Klebsormidiophyceae; Klebsormidiales; Klebsormidiaceae
Source: the annotation of a GenBank genome assembly